This is a messenger RNA of Rhizophagus irregularis DAOM 181602=DAOM 197198, 719 nucleotides long. The record is from RefSeq and is a predicted model, not a curated record. NCBI's taxonomy places the organism in Eukaryota, Fungi, Glomeromycota, Glomeromycetes, Glomerales, Glomeraceae.
CAAAUUCACAUUUUAUCAUAUGGGCUAAUUUCACUCAUCUUUGAUUUUGUCACGUGUGAUGAUUGUGAAACCACUGUGCGCAUAUCAGACUAAUAAUGCGUAACAGUUGUCCCACAACCCACUUUUUUGCGAUCAUAUUUUUUUCUUUUUAUUACAGCAAUAUGGCAAGUUUUCGUUGCAAACUUUGUUUUAAAGAUUUUACAACUCUUCAAAAAUUACUUACUCAUGAAAGAAACAAACAUAGACAUAAUAAAAUGGUACCCCAUUUUUACUCGCUUGUUCAACCCUCUUCAGAGCAAAUGUCUUAUUACAUUAAUUCUUUCAUAGUUCUUGUUAAAAAAAGACUUGGUUUUUCCAGACACGCUGUUGGAAAAAAACGUUUAUCAAUCGAAACCUUUCCAGAACAUGUGUUUGUAUAUUUUUUUAAAGAUGAAGAGACGUUCAAAUAUAGCCCUGCUAGACAUAAAUAUCAAUGUCAUUUUGAAGGAUUUGCGGGAGCAACUAGACUAAAACAAAUAUUUUUCUAUGAUUAUUGGGAUUUUCGACAACACCCUCUUACUAAUACUAAGGGUUAUGUUUUACUUGAAGACUAUGAAAAUAAAUAUCAAGUUAAAUUUACGUGGAAUCAAACAAUUUUGACAGAAAAUAACAGGGAGUUCGUGUUGGGAAGAAUGUCUUGUAAUUUUGUUACUGAUUCUGGAGAAUUUCAAGAAAAGUAA